CCCGCCUCGCGUCCCUUCCUUCCCGGGGCUGGCAGGCGGGCCGCGGCGUCUGCGGGCGGCGGACGGGCGGGUGCCUCCGGCUCGCUCCCUCCCUUGCUGCCGGCUUCCUUUUGUUUUUCUGGACGGCGAUGAGCUCCGGGCCGGUGCGGCGGCUGCGGGCGCGAGGAGGCCCGCUCUCCUAGCCACCCUUCCCGGCCUUAGCGCGCUAGUCCCGGGCGGCGGCCGGCGCCUACCCCCGCGCGGCGGCGCCCAACUUGGGUUCGGGAAGCCGGGGGACGCGUCCUGCCCUGGAGCAGGGCAUGGUCUAGUGGCCCCGGCAAGGACGGGAGCUGGCCCCCGAGGCUCUGAUCCCUGCUCUGUCUCCACCUCCGCUCGGCCUUGGGUGUAGCCGCCGGCCGCCAUGGGCAAGCAGAACAGCAAGCUGCGGCCCGAGGUGCUGCAGGACCUGCGGGAGAACACGGAGUUCACGGACCACGAGCUGCAGGAGUGGUACAAGGGCUUCCUCAAGGACUGCCCCACCGGCCACCUGACCGUGGAGGAGUUCAAGAAGAUCUACGCCAACUUCUUCCCCUACGGCGACGCCUCCAAGUUCGCUGAGCACGUCUUCCGCACCUUCGACACCAACGGCGACGGCACCAUCGACUUCCGGGAGUUCAUCAUCGCGCUGAGCGUCACCUCCCGGGGCAAGCUGGAGCAGAAGCUCAAGUGGGCCUUCAGCAUGUACGACCUGGACGGCAACGGCUACAUCAGCCGCAGCGAGAUGCUGGAGAUCGUGCAGGCUAUUUACAAGAUGGUGUCCUCCGUGAUGAAGAUGCCGGAGGACGAGUCCACUCCGGAGAAACGGACGGACAAGAUCUUCAGGCAGAUGGACACCAACAACGACGGCAAGCUGUCCCUGGAGGAGUUCAUCAAAGGUGCCAAGAGCGACCCGUCCAUCGUGCGGCUGCUGCAGUGCGACCCCAGCAGCGCCAGCCAGUUCUGAGCCCGGCGCCCGCCCGACGGCAAGAGCCCAGGCCUCUCACCGGUUAAGCUUUGCUCGCAACAGCGGAUGCCUCCUCCAUCAUCCCUGCUACCCCGGCCAGCCAGGUGACCCCGCACUCACCCGGCCCCCUGCAGCCGUGUCCCCUCCGCCUGGCCUCCCCCCACCCUCCCGCCCGCGUCCAGGGGUCGUAUGGGAGCCCCGGACCCACGAGGACUCGGUGGGACUCUGAAGGUGGUGCAGGCCGGCUGUGUUUGUGAUGGCAGGUGAUGGGGAGGGAGGACGGGAGCGGCGAGGAGGCGGCCUCCAUGCAUGGCAGCACCCAGCUCGUCUUCUCUCAACCGAAGCCACGCGCACGUCUGUGCCGCGGUCGCCUUCCCUGUCCUGUGUCCUUACCCGUACUGUGAUGUGAAGUGUCACGUGUAGGUCCCGUAUUUAACGCCUCGAUUGCCUCCGAGCGUGGUUCCCUUGUGGCCUGUGAUCCUCCCGAGCCGGUUCUCUUGUGGUAUUUAUGCCCAACCCGCCCGUGGCCGAGGAAUGCAUGCGCACCCGCUGCGGGGAGGCCCCCCCAGGAAUGCAGGGGUGUCCUGUGGCCGGCCCGGCGUUUCCUGUAUUAAAAUGAUCAAAUAAACAGAAUCCUCCGA
This is a messenger RNA of Myotis myotis, 1623 nucleotides long. It is a transcript of the gene HPCAL1, whose product is annotated as hippocalcin like 1. The record is from RefSeq and is a predicted model, not a curated record. Lineage: Eukaryota; Metazoa; Chordata; Mammalia; Chiroptera; Vespertilionidae. Gene Ontology annotation, molecular function: calcium ion binding. Bases 401 to 982 code for a protein of 193 amino acids. The transcript is spliced from 5 exons.